AUGCUACUGUUCCAGGUCCUUCAUCGCAGAGGUGAGAUCAGUGCCAUAGAUAAGGAAAGGAGAAAGAACAGAGAAAGUGCAGGACAGUUUGCAACUGCGAAUGCGAAGGAGCGUGCUGCAUGGUUUACGGGCCUCGCCCGAGGUAAAGCUCUCUCCCAGCUUGUGAGGAAAGUUCCUACCAUCAAGCGACGGGAGGAAGGACUGGAAUAUCUUUGCGACUACAGGAUACCCUCCUUUCGGGCGUUAUGGUAUCUCAAAAUUACUGCUGCUCUCACUAGAAGCCCUAGUACUGCCAAGCAUAAGAAGUUCAGUGAUCUGUGUUCUGCCGAGUACAAAGACAUUUUUCUUAAAGCAAUCAGAGAGCUGAUCAAUCGAAUGUGGGACGUGAAUGAUCUUUCAACUUGUCCUAUUUAUAAAGAACGCUGGCUUUACAUAUCGAACUUGUGCAAAUGUGCAUACGAGGACGGUUUGAUUGAACGGCAAGAUUUCCUCAAUGAAUUAUGCAAUAUGUUCUCCGAUUACUUCGUGAGAAGGAUAAAAGGUGGAGAAAAGUUACCGCAGCUGAGGUAUCCUUAGGA
Messenger RNA from Strongylus vulgaris, 578 nucleotides. The record is from the annotation of a GenBank genome assembly. Lineage: Eukaryota; Metazoa; Nematoda; Chromadorea; Rhabditida; Strongylidae.